Messenger RNA from Pygoscelis adeliae (Adelie penguin), 890 nucleotides. RefSeq names its product Na+/K+ transporting ATPase interacting 3 (gene NKAIN3). Bases 226 to 486 code for a protein of 86 amino acids. NCBI's taxonomy places the organism in Eukaryota, Metazoa, Chordata, Aves, Sphenisciformes, Spheniscidae. The transcript has 5 exons. The record is from RefSeq and is a predicted model, not a curated record. Gene Ontology annotation, biological process: regulation of sodium ion transport.
GCAUUAGAGAGACAGAUCUUUGACUUCCUUGGUUUCCAAUGGGCUCCUAUCCUUGGCAAUUUCCUACAAAUAAUAGUUGUCAUUUUGGGUUUGUUUGGAACCAUCCAGUUUAGGCCUCGAUAUAUAGUCGUGUACACGGUGUGGACUGCCCUGUGGGUCACCUGGAAUGUUUUCAUUAUCUGCUUCUAUUUGGAAGUAGGCGGACUUUCUAAGGAAACCGAUCUCAUGACCUUUAACAUCUCAAUGCACCGCUCUUGGUGGCGGGAACACGGGCCCGGCUGCAUACGAAGGGUGGUGCGUCCUUCUGCCCCUGGCAUCCUAGACGAUUACUCCUACGUCUCUGUGACAGGCUGCAUAAUUGAUUUCCAGUACCUAGAGGUCAUUCACAGCGCUAUCCAAAUACUCCUCUCCCUGAUUGGAUUUGUGUAUGCCUGUUACGUGAUCAGUAUUUUCAUGGAGGAGGAGGACAGCUGUCGAAGUAAGUAAUGAAGGACUCAAGACUUCUGCUGCUGUAGCUGAAGAACCAGAUUUUAGAAGAAAAGACCAACCUUGUGACUCAUCGUUCUGGAAGAAACCCACCAUCCGUUUCUCACGGCAUGUGGAUUGUUCUUCCCACAGGCUCAGUGUCGUUAUCAGCAUUGUUAUUUCGUAGACCCUUGUAGAUGAUCUUGAAUUUUUGAAUAAUUUACUUAUAUGGACACUUGUAAAUUGUAAAUUUUUUCUUUUUUAAUUUCAAUAUUUUUACAACAUUUAGUGUUAAGGCAUGAAAACAAAACAACCUGUGAAAACUAGGAGAAAGGAGCGUCUUUCUCAAAAAAGUCAGUAUUUUUUGACUGAUAGAAUCAUACUGUGCCUGGUCAAGAUUGUGUCAGUGAACAGUAAUUCUGACU